Messenger RNA from Thlaspi arvense, 4063 nucleotides. The record is from the annotation of a GenBank genome assembly. NCBI's taxonomy places the organism in Eukaryota, Viridiplantae, Streptophyta, Magnoliopsida, Brassicales, Brassicaceae.
GUGCAUUUCGGUGGUCGCGAAGCAGCAGAUUAUAGCUUUUCUACUCUUCUCCCACACAACACAACCAGUAAACCACCGGAAGACGAUACCAACCGUUAUAUUAACAGCCGUCGAAAUAGCUCACACGACGCAGAGACGCGAGGCUUACAAGAGAAGUCGAAGGAUCCAUUUUUCCCCGAGAAUUUUCACGUCUCUUUGAGCUAAUCGAUCGGCGACAAGGGGUUUUUUCUGUUUCUCGGUGUUUUCUGGGUUUUUAAGGGUUUCGUUUACAAGUCGAGCUUCUUUUUUCGGGGGAGAGUAAUGGCGCCUGUUUCUGCAGUUGAGACGGAUAGAUACUCUCUCUUGGAGGAUUUUAAAGUCGAUGUUGAAGUAGAAGACGAAGAUUACGAGAGUUUCUCCCUUUGUUUCUGGGUUUAUCUCUUAAAUUCCACCACAUUCCCCUCUACGAUCAUUAGACAGGUUCACUCAGACAUGAGUGUUAGUGCACCUUUCCUUGUCCUAAAUGAGAAUAAGAAGAUGAUGCUUUUGCCAUUGACUCUCCUUCACAAGGAAGCUCCUGAUCCUGUAGACAUUUCGUCUUGGACACAAGUUCCUAAUGUUUGUACAAAAUCCGAGUUUCCUCUCGAGAAAUGGGUCCAUGUCGGCUGCGAGGUUUCUAGAAAUUUCAUGAGGCUUCUUAUUGAUGGAGAGGUUGUAGGAGACAAGUUCUUGACUUCUUUGUUUAUCAAGAACACCAAUCCUGAGUGUCCUCGAAAGAUAUCGCUGUUUAGUGUUGGAGGAGAUGGUUAUAGCGUUCAAGGUUUCAUCCAGUGUGCACAAGUCUUGCCUGCUACUUGUCAUGUGGAGCAUCACUAUAUGAAGGAACCACCUCCAUUGCUAUCUGUCGAUAGAUCAUCCUCAUCGGGGAUUAAUUUAGACGAUGAUGGUGUCUGGAAGGUAUCUUGCUGGGAGUUUUUUGCCUUGGAUGUUGUUUUAUCCAAUGUCAUUGGCCAGCCUGUGAAGGAGGAUGUUGAGGUUGUAGCUUCACUACUCUAUGUCGAUAGUGGGACUCGUGUGGAGGCCAAGAUGACUGAAGCUGAGACUCCUCUUUUGAUAAGCUAUGAAGGAGCUGAAUUCUCAGCAGACGAUAGACCGAUCAAGUUAAUGAACGGACGUUCAUCCUUUAAGCUCAAGAUCUCUCAGCUUUCCUCCAAGAAUGACAACAGAUUGUUCUGCAUCAAAUUUGAGAUACCGAAUGGUAAAGAUUAUCCUUUCCUUCAAGCUCUUACCAGCCCAAUACGUUGCAUUCCUAAAAGGUUGACUCACGAUGACCAUUAUCCAUUGAGUACCGAAUCACCGGACCUUCUUCACAACACUUCUUUAGCCAAACGAGCCAGGUUUAUUAAAGAGAGUGUUACUGGGAGUGAGGAAUCAUAUCAACAAUGCAAUUCUCAUCCCCAAACCUCAAAACAGUUCGAGAGUGGAAAUGGCGUGAGCUCUCGCCACGAAGAAGAGAACUCCUCUACUGAUUCAGAAAACUCUGAAAUGAGAGACUCGGCUGUGAUGAGAUAUACAAUCUCAGAUUCAACCAUCUUCAGAUACUGCUUGGGAAACUUAACAGAGAGGUCUCUUCUUCUGAAGGAAAUCACAAACAACUUAUCAGACGACGAAGUUUUGGGAUUCGCUGAUCAGGUUUCUCUGUAUUCUGGAUGUUCACACCAUUGCUAUCAAAUCAACAUGGCAAAAAAGCUAAUAGAUGAAGGAACAAACGUGUGGAUACUGAUAUCGCGGAACAAUCAACGUGUUCAUUGGGAUAAUGUGGUGUGUGAGAUUGAAGAACAUUUCAUGAGGAUAUCCAAAUGCAGCAGCAGGUCUCUCACCAACCAGGAUUUUAAUCUUCUAAGGAGAAUAUCAGGAUGCUACGAGUACAUGACUCAGGAGAAUUUCGAGAAAAUGUGGUGUUGGCUGUUCCCUGUAGCUUCCUCCAUAUCCAGGGGCUUGAUAAACGGAAUGUGGCGUUCUUCGUCGCCUAAAUGGGUUGAAGGAUUCAUCACUAAGGAAGAUGCUGAGCAUUCGCUUCAAGGCCAAGAACCUGGAACUUUCAUACUCCGGUUCCCUAUUUCGAGAAGCUGGCCUCACCCUGAUGCUGGUAGUUUGGUUGUGACUUAUGUCGGUCAUGAUUUCGCUCUUCAUCAUAAGCAACUCAAGAUCGAUAACAUCUGCGAAAGUAGUGAAAGGUACAUGGAUGCAAAACCGCUGCAAGAUAUGUUGUUGGCAGAACCUGAGCUCUCUCGGUUAGGAAGGAUCAUAAGAAGCCAUUGAUUCAUUGAUAUGUGGACGUUUUCUACAUUUUCCAAAACUAUACAGAUGCUGAAUCUCUCUUACAGUUUGUAAAUUUGUAGAAGCUCAGAGUGCUAAGUCAGGCUCGAAUUGUUGUUUAAAUUUACAAUUUUUGUUAGUAUUUUUGAAUUAUUACUGAAUCUCACUCUUUUAGAUGCAUUCAACGACAAAAGCCAGGUAAUAAUAAUAGCUGGUAAGGUACCCACUUUCACGAGUUAUAUGAUCAUUUUUUGUCAGAAAGUGUCACAUCUCAUUUAAUGAAUUCAACAAAAGCGGAUGAUUUCUCUCAUGUAGAAAAACUCGGUUUUCAUUUCAUACGUAAUAGUAACAUGUGAAUUAUUUUCGCAUGUGGCGUGUCAAAUUGUUGGUGAGGAUCAAAAGUUGUAAACCUACUUUCUCUUCUUGUUUUCUUUUUAUCUGUUCGUCUCCGUAACCAACUUCUUUUGUCUUCUCUUCUUGUUUAUUCAAUUUUCAGAUAAUGAGAUAAGUAAUAAUAAGAAAAAAAACUUGCAAGGUUUUGUGAAGAGAAACAAUGGCUAAUGCAAAGGAAACAAUAUUUUAUAUAACAAUCUCUGUGGUUGCUUUUGUCUUUGGUAAAAUCGUAAUCGCUCUUCUUCUCUACAAGAGAUGGAAGAGUAAACACACAGAUCAUGAAAAUGGAUUUCCAGUUAAAGGAGGAGGAAAAAUGGUAAUGUUCAGAUCUCCAUUGCUUAGCUCUGUUUCCUCCGACUUGUUUAUGAAGAAGACACAUAAGCUAAGUAACAAAGACAUUCUUGGUUCUGGAGGAUUCGGGACUGUUUACAGAUUAGCCAUUGAUGACUCCACAGCUUUUGCUGUGAAGAGACUAAACAGAGGAACCUCGGAAAGAGACAGAGGGUUUCAUAGAGAGCUAGAAGCAAUGGCUGAUAUAAAACACAGAAACAUCGUAACUCUCCAUGGCUACUUCACUUCUCCACACUAUAACCUCCUCAUCUAUGAGCUCAUGCCCAAUGGAAGCUUGGACUCUUAUCUGCACGGAAGAAAAUCUGGAGACAGAAAAGUUUUGGAUUGGGCGUCGAGAUACAAAAUAGCGGUUGGAGCGGCUAGAGGGAUUUCUUACCUUCACCAUGAUUGCAUCCCUCACAUUAUCCAUAGAGAUAUCAAGUCGAGCAACAUACUUCUUGAUCACAACAUGGAAGCUAGGGUUUCUGAUUUCGGUUUAGCCACUUUGAUGGAGCCAGACAAGACUCAUGUUUCCACGUUUGUUGCUGGGACAUUCGGAUACCUAGCUCCAGAGUAUUUCGAUACUGGUAAAGCCACAAUGAAAGGAGAUGUUUACAGUUUCGGGGUUCUUCUUUUGGAGCUUUUAACCGGAAGAAGACCAACAGAUGAUGAGUUUUUUGAAGAAGGAACAAAGCUUGUUACUUGGGUAAAAGGAGUGGUAAGAGACCAGAGAGAAGAGGUGGUGAUAGAUAACCGGUUAAUAGGAUCACCGGUUCAAGAGAUGAACGAUGUGUUUCGUAUAGCGUUGAUGUGUCUUGAACCGGAACCGGUAGUUAGACCGUCCAUGACCGAGGUCGUCAAAUUGCUCGAAUACAUCAGCCUCUCGAAACGUUCUUCUUCCUUUUGAUUUCUCUCUGAUUGUUGUGUUUAGUAUAUGUUUUUUUAAGAAAAAUAACUUCUUGAACUAAUCAAUCAAACUCAGUUCCAAAAUAAAGUUUCGCUGAAGAAAAAGACUUCGAGAUUCGCUUCUUUAAAAUGUAAU